This is a messenger RNA of Chilo suppressalis (striped riceborer), 786 nucleotides long. The record is from the annotation of a GenBank genome assembly. Lineage: Eukaryota; Metazoa; Arthropoda; Insecta; Lepidoptera; Crambidae.
AUGGAAAAAACAUUGCCCGCCUCCCCUCUUAAAUGGGUGAAAAGGCGAACGAAACCAAGUGAUAAGCGUGAGGGCGGCGCUUGUACGUUCCGUCCGCCCAACGUGUAUAAAAGCUCACGUCUCGGCCAAAUCGGCACAGCUCGCCGCAGCCCGCCUAACAACAUAUUCUCUCGCCGCAGCUCAACCACAGGUCCAAUAAUGCUCCAAAGCAGUGGUGCCUUUGCGCUGGCUGUGACAGCACUGCUAGUUUGCUGCACCGCUGAUUCGCUACAGGACUCCGAAGGGUACGACGGUGACCACUCGUCAGGACGAUACGAUGCCGGUGAAAAAACUCAAGACAUGGACAAUGAGAGCAGCACCAGCAUAGUGAGAGAAGUUCGAGAAACGCAACCAUAUUUUAGUCUGUUACCAUAUCUGAUGACAAGAAGACACGACCAUGCAAGUUCAUCAAACAUCGGCGUCAACGGGAAAAGGGAGCAGUGGCCAUCGCGCAAAUUUAACGGUUACAACGAAGUGGGAUAUCUUAAACGCAACUUUGAUGAAAUUGAUCUGUCGGGGUUGAACAAUUUCGUGCGCAAGAGGAACUUCGAUGAAAUCGAUCACACUUGGCUUCCGUUCCCCCUUCACAAACGCUCCAAUCACUAUUACGGAACUAAUUUCUUGGACACAGCUGUCUCCGGACUCGACAAGAAGAGAUACAAACCUGACUACCCCAUGGAUGAGAUAGACCUAUCGUCGUUUCCCAUUGGUUCCAAGAGAUCCCAACAUGUUCUCUUAGUUCGCUAG